GAGGUCUAUAUAAACGAGAAAGCGGAGGUCUCAGAGGCUGUUGAAAGUUGACUCACAACGACUCGGGAUCAUGGCGUGGUUCUCUCUCCUCUGUUUCAUGCUGGCCUUUGCAGGCGCUGAGGCAAGCCGCUACAAGAAGUUCUACACCAACUUCAACAAAGAAAAGAUCACCGAUGCCUUCCCUCAGCCCCGGAAGUCCGCCCCACUCGACCUGGACGUGCGUGUGACUCACAUCAACGUGGUGGACAUGGACACAGCCAACAACCGCGUGAGCGUGAUCCUGUGGAAGAGAGAGACCUGGCAUGACGCCGACCUGACCUUCAACGAGGCCCGCCUCAACAUCUCAGGCGCCUACGUGGGCGGGACCGACAUCUGGUCUCCGGACACCGCAUUCUUCAACGUCGCCGGACCCGAGCAGGUGCUCAACCGUGAGGUCAUCGCUUUCUCCCAGGGUGACCUGAUGUCCGUGUCCAGAGUCCACCUGAGCGUCAACUGUGACCUGAAGCGCGUCAAAUCCUACUCCGGCGCCACCUGUGAGCUGCACCUGGGGUCUUUCGCCUUCGGAAACGAGCUGAUCCGCCUGAGGGAGCCCAGAGAGGGGUGGUCUUUCCUCGUGGACCCAGCUCUGAACGAGGGCUCCCACUACGAGGUGCUGUCCCAGGGGGUCAAGAAAUCCGUGAAGAAAUACCCGGCCGGAGACCCCAAGCAGUUUUAUUACGACAUGCUCACUUUCUCCUUCAGCUUCCGGGAAAAGUUCGGCGGACGCGCCCAAUAAGUCUGCUCUGCUGUAGUUUUGCUCAACUCUUUGUCUGACUGCUGGUGUGUGAAGGGACAAUCCAACUACUCACUUUUCUCGUUCUGUUUGGUUUGAUUUUGGCAAUCUUUUGUAGUACACGCCCCCCCACCCAACCCCUGAUGCAGAAAGUACCUACCGAAAUACCACCAAAAAGUUUCUUCCUUGCCAGCUUUAAUAUGGCUCGUUAUUAUUAUAUCACUGCACUAUUUGCCAAUUUUAGUGCUGCUUCUUUCUGACAAGUAUUUAAUUUAACAAAAUUUGAAUGGAGUGAAAUAAAAGGAUGUGACUGAGAUGUUUUUCUUUA
Molecule: messenger RNA, 1100 nt
Organism: Aplysia californica (California sea hare)
Lineage: Eukaryota; Metazoa; Mollusca; Gastropoda; Aplysiida; Aplysiidae
Product: neuronal acetylcholine receptor subunit alpha-10
Exons: 2
Coding region: 71-775 (234 amino acids)
Biological process (GO): signal transduction; chemical synaptic transmission; regulation of membrane potential
Cellular component (GO): neuron projection; membrane; synapse
Molecular function (GO): transmembrane signaling receptor activity; extracellular ligand-gated monoatomic ion channel activity; neurotransmitter receptor activity
Source: RefSeq, a predicted model, not a curated record